AUGCGAGGCAUUACAAUCCGUCAACUGCUGGACUUCUACGCCACCUUGCCCAGCAUGAUGCCACACUUUGAUCCCGACGAGUCUACCACUCACGACGUGGUACGGCAAGCCAUUAUUCCCAUGUCCUUGCAGAUCUGGAGUCUACGCUCCUUCGUGGUUCGGGUACAUUCCGCCAAGUGCUCGAAGCGAGGAACUCGAUCGUCAGAUGGACUAUGCGUGGUGAAGGUCCUGGACAAAGAGCUGCAGCACAAACCAUGGCGAGGAGGUGGCCAAACAGUGGCCAGCGAGCAGCUCGUUUGGGAGGAGGAGAUUCUGCUGGAAGAUGUAGCCAAGCAAGAGAUCAUCCAGUUUGGCCUUUGGAUGGGCCAAGAAUCUCUUGGAGAAGUUCAGCUGAAAGCUUGUGUUUGCUGGCAAGGAUUUUAUGGAUCCCUGACGAUCAAGGAUGAAGAGACCUUCUUCUGUGUGUCAGUACGUCCUUAUGACUCGGUCCAUGAGGCGCGUGCAGCAAUGUCAAGCUCGAUGUGGAUUCCUGCGCCCUGUGGCGCCCGUUCAUCGAGCAUCCUUCGGUCAUCCUCGCGUCCAGGAUUGCUUGACAGCGGCGUUGACGCGGAAAGACUGGAAGGUGUAUUGGAAGUUCGCCGAUUCUCAACUUCCUCGAAGCUGACGGAAAGAAGACGGGGUGAGGACUCGAAGCCAGGCUUUGCAUAUGCCACCUGCGCCAAUGGUGGCCAUGGACGUUUAGCGCAGAAAAUGGUCACACAUGCUUGGGGCAACAAGUUCAGUCAUUUGCUUGGAGCUGUUUUGGCGGAUGCUUUGCAAGAUGCGACCUAUGAUGGCGUCAGCCGAAUUCUGAAGCAGGGAGAUACAGUGAAGAACGCACGAAACGAUUGCUCCUGUGAGUCCCUUGCCGUGAAGGAUCCACCUGUCGUGGAUCUGCAAGAAAUGAACAAGUUCGAUGACAUGAUGAUCUUCUUGAAGCGCACGCUUCGACAAGAAGCGCGGGAGAAUCACUCUGAUGCCCCGGUCCAACUGGAGCAGGUGGUGGCCAUUGACGUAGACUUCAAUCUCCUCACCCGCGUCUGGUGCGUGGCUGAGCUGGUCGCGGCCCGGGAUCUUCAUCUGCAUCAGGCAGUUCAGAUCCACUCGGCGGCGCGCCGGAACUCGUGCCUAGAUAAACUUCAAAUCUUAGAUGUGAGGGAGGCAAAUGCCUCCUUCCCUGCAGACAAGGACCUCGUCUUGAGCAAAAUCGACGACGUGGAUGAUUUUAAUUUGAGCUUGCAGGAUUUGAUGCUGCACCGUUUGCAAAGCUUCUUGCACGGGAAUGAAGUCCGUGCAGCGGCCAAUAUUUGCGAUGAUGUCGUACUUGGACUUCUUACUGUUGUCCUAUAA
Molecule: messenger RNA, 1389 nt
Organism: Durusdinium trenchii
Lineage: Eukaryota; Dinophyceae; Suessiales; Symbiodiniaceae
Source: the annotation of a GenBank genome assembly